Beauveria bassiana ARSEF 2860 is the source of this 1590-nucleotide messenger RNA. Its product is annotated as FAD dependent oxidoreductase. The transcript is spliced from 3 exons. The record is from RefSeq and is a predicted model, not a curated record. NCBI's taxonomy places the organism in Eukaryota, Fungi, Ascomycota, Sordariomycetes, Hypocreales, Cordycipitaceae. Bases 1 to 1590 code for a protein of 529 amino acids. Gene Ontology annotation, cellular component: cytoplasm. Gene Ontology annotation, molecular function: oxidoreductase activity.
AUGGAAAUGAUUGCCGCGCAAAUCAGCGCCGGCUACAGCGCCGGCUACAACGCCUUCGUCAACCGCGCCCUCCAUGCCGCCGCUACGCCCGUUCCCAAUGCGACGGCCUCGUACUGGAUGUCCGACCCGCCCUUCCCCUCCGUCAACCUCAACCCGCGCCCUCUACCCGAUAUCGCCGACUACGUCGUCAUCGGGACCGGCCUUGCCGGGGUUGCCGCCACCAAGACGUUGCUCGAGAUAAGCCAGGACCAGCGCACCGAGAUGCCGCUGCGGGUGGUGGCGCUCGACGCCCGCGACGUGUGCGGCGGCGCCACGGGGCGUGGCGCGGGCCGCAUCGACGUGACGCCGUGGAGGGAUUUUGCAAAGCUGAAGGAGGCGCUGGGGGAGGAGGAGGAUGAGAAGGAACAGGGGAGGGCAAGGGAGGUGCUGCGGUUCAUGGAGAAAGGUGGGCGAGCGCUGCGGGAGCUGGGGGAGGAAGUGCAGGAGGGAGAGGUCAGCGACGUGGAGGCGGUGGAUUUGUUCUUGGAGAGUGAGGAUUUUGAAAAGGCAAAGGGACUGGUGGAGGAUUUGAGAAGGAGUUUGCCGGAAACGGAGGUCAAUAUCUGGCCCGGCGAGGAAGCGUGCGAAAAGUUUGGCUGCAAUGGCUUCGUCACCGGCGCCAUCUCCUACCCUGCCGGCGCCGCGUUUCCCUUUCGCCUCGUCACCGGCGUCUGGAAGGCCCUUGUUGACCGCUACCCCGAGCUCGUGCUCCUAAGCAACACGCCCGUCGCCAACAUCUCCAUCGCGCCCAACUCUCCACAACAUCCCUACGCCGUGCACACUUCUGCCGGCGUCGUCCGCACGCGGCAUGUCCUCCACGCCACCAACGCCUACGCUCCCGCCCUAAUCCCACGUCUGCGGCAAUACCUUACCGGCGCCCGCGGCUGCAUGACCGCGCAGGACGGCGGCGCGCACUUCCCGCGCACCCACGGGAACCGCUCCUGGAGCACAGUGUACGAGCCUGGCUACGACUACGCCACGCAGCGGCCGGAUCAGGAUGACGGCUCCCCGGGGGAUGUUUUGGUCGGCGGCGGGUUUGCGCAGGGGCGGCACGGCGGGCUCAACUUGCUAGGGACGUGGGAUGACAGCCGGCGGGACGCGCUGCCGCUCGCGCACGUCCGUGGCAUCAUGCCGACGGUGUUUGAGCCAAACUGGGGCGGCGGUCCGACGAUGGCGGCCGGUGGGGGGAUCAAGUCGGACUGGACGGGCAUCAUGGGCUUCACGGGGGAUGGUUUGCCGUUUGUGGGCGCGCUGGGGGCGAAUGUGACGCAGAGGCGCAAUCCGUAUCCGGGCGACGGCGGCGGCGGCGUCAUCAACGGCUCGGGGGAGUGGAUUGCGGCGGGCUUCAACGGGCACGGCUUGGUGUGGGCGUGGCUGAGCGGCGCGGCGGCGGGCAUCAUGAUGGCGGGACAGGACGGCAAAGAUUUGGAGGGGAUGAGGGGCAGGCCCGGUGGGAAGCUGGAUUCGUGGUUUCCGAGGAAUGUGCUGGCGGUGGACGAAGAGAGGCUGAAAAGGGCGGAUUUGCAGAAUCUGGUGGGACGGCAGCUCUAG